AUGGGCAAACACCACAACGAUUUGGAUAUCAUUAAGUUCAUUGUGGACUUUGAGGACGGCUCCCAGAAGGAGGUCCCCGUGGCUUCGGUGGACGAGGUUGUGGUGCUGAUUCCAGAGGGCACCACCUACCAGAUGACCAUUGUGUUCAAGGUCGAAAACCGUACUUUGAAGAACUUGAAGUACAAACAGGUUGUCAAAAAAGGCGGCAUUCCUUUGAAGAACAAGGAGCUCUACAUUGGCGACGAGUACGCUCCUGGCGAGCACUCGAAGCAGUUCGAAAAGGACACCACCCCCUCUGGCUUCCUCUACAGAGGCACCUUCCCAUCCACGUCCACCUACUACGCUGGCGACGAGGAGCUCUUCACUUCUCCCUGGACCUUGGAGGUGACCAAGAAGGCCUAA
Molecule: messenger RNA, 402 nt
Organism: Candidozyma auris
Lineage: Eukaryota; Fungi; Ascomycota; Pichiomycetes; Serinales; Metschnikowiaceae
Exons: 1
Coding region: 1-402 (133 amino acids)
Biological process (GO): Rho protein signal transduction
Cellular component (GO): cytoplasm; cytosol; membrane
Molecular function (GO): Rho GDP-dissociation inhibitor activity; protein binding
Source: RefSeq, a predicted model, not a curated record